AGCCUAGCUAACUAGAAGAGUCUGGCAACGUCUUCGUGAUCUUGUCUCACGCACUGUACCUAAUCCAUACAUACCUACCUACCUCAGACAAAGACCAAAUUGAGUUUGACAGGCGAGGCAGGUAAGAUGGGUAGGCAGUCAUUGUUUGAUCAUACUACGUGUUUAUGAUACUUUCCCCUGCACUACCACAGUCGCGGAUCUAGUUACUGUAAAUAAUUCUUUCUGUGCUCUCAUACAGCAGCGCUUCAUACCCUCCCGCCGAGAACAACAUUCAUCUAUUGCAAUCCCUGCCGCCUAGCCCGGUAUGCGGCCGCACGCCAGACACUCGAUAUACCUACGAUAACGGCCCACCCUUGGGGAUUUUCUCGCACAAUAAACGAGGGCUCUCUAUCGCACUAUGAGCAGAAUGGAUGUUGUCGAAGGUAUCUCGACAGCUGCUCCUGGCGUCCCAACCAGAAGAGUGUCAGAAUCCGAAUUCUCAGACUCCGAGCGCCCGACAGUUGCCCAAGACAAAACCGGCCCUCCGCGCUCGCGCCUUUCUCUCCGUGUAUCGGCGCGAUGGUGGAGAAAUCUUCAAUGCAUUGGGAUGAACCUACACUAUAUGGCACCACCGCGACCGCCGACUCCCGAAUUCACCAAAUCGAUCCCUUCAACACUUUCGAGUCGACCUGGCGUCUUUACAUUGCAUUUUUACGUGCCGGAAGACUACCACAAAAGCGGCAGCACAGCGAAGUGGCCAGCAGUCGUCAACUUCCACGGAGGCGGAUUCACGAUAGGCUCGGCGACCGAUGAUGCCCGCUUUGCGCGAUUUGUCCUGGAAAAGAGCAAAGCCAUAUUUAUCUCGGUCGACUAUCGCCUCGCUCCCGAACAUCCGUUUCCCGUUGCCGUGGACGAUGGUGCUGACGCACUACUCUAUGUAAUCAAGAAUGCUACCGAGUUGCGCAUUGAUCCGAAUCGGUUAGCCACCUCGGGCUUCUCCGCAGGAGGUAACAUCGCCAUUACAGCACCCAUGCGCCUGUAUCUGUUGAGCCAGACAGAGCCCAUCCCUGAGCAUGAAAUUGUCGCACUCGUCACAUUCUACCCAAUUACAGAUUACACACUCAGCAGGGAAGAGAGACGAAAUACCGCGGUGCGACCAGAAGAAACACUUCCGGCAUCGCUGACCAAUCUCUUUGACGCGUCGUACCUCUUCCCUCCUAACCUAGACGUGGCGGAUCCAUGCCUCUCACCAAAUAAAGCUUCAGACGAACUCCUCAUGAAGAGUAUACCACACAACGUCUUCUUUUAUACUUGCGAGUUGGACAUGCUUCUCAAAGAAGGCGAGUAUCUUGCCUGGCGCUUAGAACAACCGCCCAUCUCCAAGCGCCUGUUUUAUUCCAUGAUUCAUGGUGUUCGCCACGGCUGGGACAAGGGCCCUAGCCCUAUCAAACCGCCACACAAGUCAGAAAAGAUAUACAGAGAAUGCACUACACGGCUUUGGAGAGUAUUUAACGGUGACAAGUUACAUUAUAUACUUGAGCGACCACGCCGCGUACCGCCGCCGCGGCCAUCACCACCGCCUCUUCCAUCGAGAGGAAAAGAAAGCUAAUAUCAGCGACUGCCUGAGCGAGGUGCAUCUGACCAUAUAUUCGUCCUACAUUAGCAAGCACGUAUUGGUUUGACACUUCAGAUACGCAAAGCUCAUUAAUCAUAAUAAUUGGAUGUGAUUUGUUCAAGUAAUUAAUACUUAAAACACAAGACGCUGUAAUACUGUCUCAGCAGACUAUCUAGACGAUCAGAACCUCAUCACAGUCUGGAGAUGGAUUCAGGAACAACCAUCCUCCUAAUUCCAUUGUAUAUUUAUUACAUCCAUAGAAGCUCUUUGGGGAAAU
Xylaria bambusicola is the source of this 1871-nucleotide messenger RNA. RefSeq names its product Alpha/Beta hydrolase protein. The transcript has a single exon. Bases 398 to 1588 code for a protein of 396 amino acids. Lineage: Eukaryota; Fungi; Ascomycota; Sordariomycetes; Xylariales; Xylariaceae. Gene Ontology annotation, molecular function: hydrolase activity. The record is from RefSeq and is a predicted model, not a curated record.